GUAUCCGUCUCAGAUUCGUUUGUGAACUGUCUGUUGAAUACGUCAGGCGAAUACACGACAGUAGAACCCAAGAAAACUUUGUCAACUUCCCACGCUCUACCUUCACCCAUGCUUUCAUGUCCCCCGUGUCCCCCAUUGUUAAUGCAGCACAAUGCCUAUCCUCGUCAUCACGGACAUCAUGUGUCGUGUAGGUCCGAUCGUCCACGACCGCUGCCAGACGGCGGCGCCGAACGAAGGAGUUCUUCCCCGGGUUGGCGAGCCUGACGGGCAUGGCAUGCGGAAGGUGGACAUCCCAGCACUAGCGCCUCUGGGAAAUUACUUUCUUGGCGCCGAUCAGGUUUCGGAGCCCGUACCGCAGGAGAAAUGCACUCAACGCAAUGUGUACAAUCUCCUGCGCGAUGCGCAAACUUCUCCUCCGGUUCAACGGUUGGACUUCGGUCAGCUUCUCAGCGUUUCAGCAUGGCAGGAUAGAGAAGAAGGGACCACCGCCGUGGACUUCGUGCUGCUUGCUCGGGCCCGUUUGCGGAACCUGCGCCGCCGAAGCCACCACUCCAUGGACCUCUUUGAGGUAGUGGCUGUUCUGAACGUGCGCCUCACCAAGCUCGUGGCUUUCAUCAGCGAAGGACAAGACAAGGAGGUCCCGCCAGCAGUACUUGUCGAGGAAGAGCAGAUGGCCCCGGGCUCGGUGCUGCCGACGUUAUCGUCGCAGAGCGUGUUCUCCACACGCGUUCUCGCGGUGGCGACUGGGUCCACCACCGGCAAGGCUCCGGAAGUCCCUGCCUUCUCUCAGCAUCUUUGCGAACCUGUGGCUGGCCAGAAUGAUCUUCGACCUGCGGCGCUCGAUCACCUGGUUUUGGCCUACGCCCGGGCCAAGGAGGAGUUCAUCGCGAUUGGACUUCAACCCGCCAACCAGUGCGCAAAGAAGAGGGCAGCUUGCCGCCGCGGAGGAGAGAGGCGUCGGCACCACCAUGCUGCUCGGAAGCAUGGACUCAUGCUUGCCACCCAAGAGUCGCAGGACGUCACUGCGACGCCCAUUGAGGCAGUUGUCCCUGGGAGAGCCUCUGCCUGCGAGCCCGCUCAUCUCGACACGCAAUCUCGUCCCCGGGCUGAGCGAGAGCGUGGUGCAGCUAGACAUCCUCGGCAAAGGCGCGACGAGCAACGUCUUCCUGGCCGUCCACGCGGCCACCCUCAAGAUGGUCGCCCUCAAGGAGGUGACCGUAAGCAACGACGCGGACCGGUGGGCCGUCCGGACCGAGAUGCGCGCGCUCAAGACCCAGCGCUCCCCGCUCCUCAACUCGACCUUCACCACGAAGCUCGCGUCGUGCCCUAGGAUAGUCGACUACUACGGCAGCGUCGUGAGGGAGAACGGGAACGCCUGCAUAGCGGUGGAGUACGUGGCCGGCGGCAGCCUGGAGAACUGGCUGGAGAACAGCGGCGCGUCCGUGUGCCCGGAGCCGUGGUUCGCGCACAUCACUCACCAGGCCCUAGAGUCUGGCGACCUGUGGAUGCACACUCAAUAA
This is a messenger RNA of Ectocarpus siliculosus, 1520 nucleotides long. The record is from the annotation of a GenBank genome assembly. Lineage: Eukaryota; Phaeophyceae; Ectocarpales; Ectocarpaceae.